UGCCCCAUCAUUGGUGUCAGUGGGAGGAAUAGUGCCCCAUCAUUGGUGUCAGUGGGAGGAGUAGUGCCCCAUCAUUGGUGUCAGUGGGGAGGAAUA
Molecule: messenger RNA, 96 nt
Organism: Staurois parvus
Lineage: Eukaryota; Metazoa; Chordata; Amphibia; Anura; Ranidae
Source: the annotation of a GenBank genome assembly